Strongylus vulgaris is the source of this 456-nucleotide messenger RNA. The record is from the annotation of a GenBank genome assembly. NCBI's taxonomy places the organism in Eukaryota, Metazoa, Nematoda, Chromadorea, Rhabditida, Strongylidae.
AUGUUAGGCUCACUUCAGUCCAAUUUUUAUUUAGGAGAUGAAGCGCAAGCCCAGUUUGCGCAUGGUUUUGGUGGCACUGGUGGUCUUGUUAUUACAAAUCCAUCACAAGCCGCUUUCAUCCAAUUCCUUAACAUCACACUUGGCCCAUCCUUGAGCAACCACUCAGAAACUAUGUUAGACAAUGUGUGGAGUUUCGCUGUUGCCGUAAUCUUCUUGGGAGCUUUAGCAGGAUCGUUCUCGAUCCGAACGAUAGCUGACAAAGUGGGAAGGAAAAGGGGACUUUAUGUUCCUAUGACCAUUGCAAUAUUUUCUGCAGCAUUAUCCGCUGUUUCGAAGUUUUUACUGUUUUUCGUACAUGGUGCUCAUUAUGUAGGACUGCUGCCUGCUGCUUUGAUUGAAAUCAUUACAGAAGUUGGGAAAAGUAUUGGCCCUGUGAAAAGUGUUACAGCAGCAUAA